Molecule: messenger RNA, 1992 nt
Organism: Arabis nemorensis
Lineage: Eukaryota; Viridiplantae; Streptophyta; Magnoliopsida; Brassicales; Brassicaceae
Source: the annotation of a GenBank genome assembly
AUGGAUGUAGAUGAACCAACCGGCGAUGGAGAUAACGUCGAGGAAGUCACGGCGGCGGAAGAAGAAGAAGAUGAUGCGGUGGAGGAGAUUCACGACCAAGAAGAAGCGAUCCUUACCGUUGUCGAGGAUGAUUGUAAUGGAUUGGUGAAUGAAAUCGUUUCCGUUGUUGAGUUUUUAGAUCAGAUCAGCGAUUAUCGACGAACGCAGCAAAAAGAAUGCUUCAAUCUCGUUAGGCGAUUGAAGAUUCUUCUUCCUGUUUUUGAAGAGAUCAAAUGUUUCGAUGAAUUUCCAGAUAGUUGCAAACAUUUUCUGCAUCGUUUGAGGAAAGUGAUUUUGGUUGCUAAGAAGUUACUACAAACUUGCAACAAUGGUAGCAAAAUCUUCCUGGCAUUGGAUAGCGAAUCAAUAGUGACGAGAUUUCAUUCGAUUUACGAAAAAUUGAAUCGUGUUCUUGUUAAAACUCCUUUUCACGAAUUGAACAUUUCUGAUGAUGUGAAAGAAGAGAUUGAUGCAUUGUGUAAACAACUGAAAAAAGCAAAGAGAAGAACAGAUACACAAGACAUAGAGCUAGCAGUAGACAUGAUGGUUGUCUUUUCGAAAACCGAUCCUCGGAAUGCAGAUAGCGCGAUAAUCGAACGGCUAGCGAAAAAGCUCGAGCUACAAACUAUGGAUGAUUUGAAGAGAGAAACAAUAGCUAUAAAAAGCUUAGUACAGGAGAAAGGAGGGCUAAACGUAGAGACAAAACAACAUAUCAUUGAGCUUUUAAACAAGUUCAAGAAGCUUCAAGGUGUUGAAGCUACUGACAUUCUCUAUGAACCUUCUACUGCUAAUAACAAAUCAUUCACCAAGUCUACUUCUCUAGUAUUGCCUCACGAGUUUUUGUGUCCGAUCACGCUCGAGAUAAUGCUAGAACCGGUUAUCAUCUCCACUGGACAGACAUAUGAGAAGGAGAGUAUACAGAAAUGGUUUGAUGCAGGACACAAGACUUGUCCGAAAACACAACAAACGUUAGCUCAUCUCUCUCUUGCGCCGAAUUACGCAUUGAAGAACUUAAUCUUGCAGUGGUGUGAGGAGAACAAUUUCAAGCUUCCAGAGAAAGAAACAUGUUCUUCACAAUCAGAAAAUGAGUCAGAGGAGCAGAAAGAUGAGGUAUCUUUGCUAGUGGAAGCAUUGUCUUCAAGCCAAUUAGAAGAACAAAGAAAAUCCGUGAAGCAGAUGCGUUUGCUCGCCAGAGAAAACCCCGAGAACCGAGUUUUAAUAGCUAAUGCAGGAGGGAUACCUCUAUUAGUUCAACUCUUAUCUUACCCUGAUUCCGGAAUCCAAGAGAACGCGGUAACAACUCUUUUGAAUCUAUCGAUCGACGAGGACAACAAGAAACUCAUAUCAAACGAAGGAGCUAUUCCAAGCAUAAUCGAAAUCCUUCAAAACGGAAACAGAGAGGCUAGAGAAAACUCUGCUGCCGCAUUGUUUAGUCUAUCGAUGCUCGAUGAAAACAAAGUAACAAUCGGAUUAUCGAAUGGUAUACCGCCAUUGGUUGAAUUACUACAGAAUGGGACAUUAAGAGGGAAGAAAGAUGCUCUCACUGCACUCUUUAACUUAUCUCUUAACUCAGCUAACAAAGGGAGAGCCAUUGAUGCAGGCAUUGUUCAACCUUUGCUUCAACUCCUGAAAGACCGAAACUUAGGAAUGAUCGAUGAAGCGCUUUCGAUACUUUUGCUUCUCGCGUCACAUCCCGAGGGACGUCAAGCGAUUGGACAACUCUCAUUCAUUGAAACACUUGUGGAAUUCAUAAGAGAAGGUACACCGAAGAACAAAGAGUGCGCGACCUCGGUAUUGCUUGAGCUAGGCUCUAAUAACUCGUCUUUUAUACUCGCUGCGCUUCAGUUCGGUGUUUAUGAACAUCUUGUAGAGAUUGCAAGCUCAGGAACAAACAGAGCUCAGAGAAAAGCAAAUGCACUUAUUCAACUCAUAAGCAAAUCUGAACAAAUUUAG